UCUCUAGCUCGCUCGCUCUCCCUCUCCCCGGGCCGUGGAAAAGAUCCCACUUCCGGUGGGGUGUCAUGGCGGCGUCUCGGACUGUGAUGGCUGUGGGGAGACGGCGCUAGUGGGGAGAGCGACCAAGAGGCCCCCUCCCCUCCCCGGGUCCCCCUCCCCCGCCCCCCUUCCCCCUGCCUCCUCGCCAACGCCCCCUUCCCCUGUCCCCCUCCCGGCUCGGCGCAGGCCCCCCAUCCCCACCCCCGUGGGAACGUUCGGAGCCUGCACUCCUCAGACCCUCUCCUCGCCUCUGCCCUCACCUCGGCCCCCGCUCCCCGCCCUCUUCCCGGCCCUGGGCGCCGGCCGGCCCGUCCCUCCGCCGCCCCCCGGCCGCGGGGAGGACAUGGCCGCGCACAGGCCGGUGGAAUGGGUCCAGGCCGUGGUCAGCCGCUUCGACGAGCAGCUUCCAAUAAAAACAGGACAACAGAACACGCAUACCAAAGUCAGUACUGAACACAACAAGGAAUGUCUUAUUAAUAUUUCCAAAUACAAGUUUUCUUUGGUUAUCAGCGGCCUCACCACUAUCUUAAAGAAUGUUAACAAUAUGAGAAUAUUUGGAGAAGCUGCUGAAAAAAAUUUAUAUCUCUCUCAGUUGAUUAUAUUGGAUACACUGGAAAAAUGUCUUGCUGGGCAACCAAAGGACACAAUGAGAUUAGAUGAAACAAUGCUGGUCAAACAGUUGCUGCCAGAAAUCUGCCAUUUUCUUCAUACCUGUAGGGAAGGAAACCAACAUGCCGCUGAACUUCGGAAUUCUGCCUCUGGCGUUUUAUUUUCUCUCAGCUGCAACAACUUCAAUGCAGUGUUUAGUCGGAUUUCUACCAGAUUACAGGAAUUGACUGUUUGUUCAGAAGACAAUGUUGAUGUUCAUGAUAUAGAAUUGUUACAGUAUAUCAAUGUGGAUUGUGCAAAAUUAAAACGACUACUAAAGGAAACUGCAUUUAAAUUUAAAGCCCUAAAGAAGGUCGCACAGUUAGCAGUUAUAAAUAGCCUGGAAAAAGCAUUUUGGAACUGGGUAGAAAAUUAUCCAGAUGAAUUUACAAAGCUAUACCAGAUUCCACAGACUGAUAUGGCUGAGUGUGCAGAAAAACUGUUUGACUUGGUGGAUGGUUUUGCUGAAAGCACCAAACGUAAAGCAGCGGUUUGGCCACUACAAAUCAUUCUCCUUAUCUUGUGUCCAGAAAUAAUCCAGGAUAUAUCCAAGGAUGUGGUUGAUGAAAACAACAUGAAUAAGAAGUUGUUUUUGGACAGUCUACGAAAAGCACUUGCCGGUCAUGGAGGAAGCAGGCAGUUGACGGAAAGUGCCGCAAUUGCCUGUGUCAAACUGUGUAAAGCAAGUACUUAUAUCAACUGGGAAGAUAACUCUGUCAUUUUCCUACUAGUUCAGUCCAUGGUGGUAGAUCUUAAGAACCUACUUUUUAAUCCAAGUAAACCAUUCUCAAGAGGCAGUCAGCCUGCAGAUGUGGAUCUAAUGAUUGACUGCCUUGUUUCUUGCUUUCGUAUAAGCCCUCACAACAACCAACACUUUAAGAUCUGCCUGGCUCAGAAUUCCCCUUCUACAUUUCACUAUGUGCUGGUAAAUUCACUCCAUCGAAUCAUCACCAAUUCUGCAUUGGAUUGGUGGCCUAAGAUUGAUGCUGUAUACUGUCACUCAGUUGAGCUUCGAAACAUGUUUGGUGAAACACUUCAUAAAGCAGUGCAGGGUUGUGGAGCACACCCAGCAAUACGGAUGGCACCGAGUCUUACAUUUAAAGAAAAAGUAACAAGCCUUAAAUUUAAAGAAAAACCUACAGACCUGGAGACAAGAAGCUAUAAGUAUCUUCUCUUGUCCAUGGUGAAACUAAUUCAUGCAGAUCCAAAGCUCUUGCUUUGUAAUCCAAGAAAACAGGGGCCUGAAACCCAAGGCAGUACAGCGGAGUUAAUAACAGGGCUCGUCCAGCUGGUCCCUCAGUCACACAUGCCAGAGAUUGCUCAGGAAGCAAUGGAGGCUUUACUGGUUCUUCAUCAGUUAGAUAGCAUUGAUUUGUGGAAUCCUGAUGCUCCUGUAGAGACAUUCUGGGAAAUUAGCUCUCAAAUGCUUUUUUACAUCUGCAAGAAAUUAACUAGCCAUCAAAUGCUUAGUAGCACAGAAAUUCUCAAAUGGUUGCGGGAAAUUUUGAUCUGCAGGAAUAAAUUUCUUCUUAAAAAUAAGCAGGCAGAUAGAAGUUCCUGUCACUUUCUCUUCCUUUAUGGGGUAGGAUGUGAUGUUCCUUCAAGUGGAACUGCCGGUCAGAUGUCCAUGAAUCAUGAAGAAUUACUACCUUCUUGUACUCCUGGAGCCUCUCUUCGGAAGGGAAAAGGAAACUCAUCCAUGGAUAGUGCAGCAGGGUGCAGCGGCACCCCCCCGAUCUGCCGACAAGCUCAGACUAAACUAGAAGUGGCCCUGUACAUGUUCCUGUGGAGCCCUGACACUGAAGCUGUUCUGGUGGCCAUGUCCUGUUUCCGCCACCUCUGCGAGGAAGCAGAUAUCCGGUGUGGGGUGGAUGAGGUGUCCGUGCACAACUUCUUGCCCAACUAUAACACAUUUAUGGAAUUUGCCUCUGUCAGCAAUAUGAUGUCAACAGGAAGAGCAGCACUUCAGAAAAGAGUGAUGGCACUACUAAGACGCAUUGAGCAUCCCACUGCAGGAAACACCGAGGCUUGGGAAGAUACGCAUGCAAAGUGGGAACAAGCUACAAAACUAAUCCUCAACUACCCGAAAGCUAAAAUGGAAGAUGGCCAGGCUGCUGAAAGCCUUCACAAGACCAUUGUUAAGAGGCGAAUGUCUCAUGUGAGUGGAGGAGGAUCCAUAGAUUUGUCUGACACGGACUCCCUACAGGAAUGGAUCAACAUGACUGGCUUCCUUUGUGCCCUUGGGGGAGUGUGCCUGCAGCAGAGAAGCAAUUCUGGCCUGGCAACCUAUAGCCCACCCAUGGGCCCAGUCAGUGAACGCAAGGGUUCCAUGAUUUCAGUUAUGUCUUCAGAGGGAAAUGCAGAUACACCUGUCAGCAAAUUUAUGGAUCGGCUGUUAUCCUUAAUGGUGUGUAACCAUGAGAAAGUGGGACUUCAAAUACGGACCAAUGUUAAGGAUCUGGUGGGUCUUGAAUUGAGUCCUGCUCUUUAUCCAAUGCUGUUUAACAAAUUGAAGAAUACCAUCAGCAAGUUUUUUGACUCCCAAGGACAGGUUUUAUUGACUGACACCAAUACUCAAUUUGUGGAGCAAACCAUAGCUAUAAUGAAGAACUUACUAGAUAAUCAUACUGAAGGCAGCUCGGAACAUCUGGGGCAAGCUAGCAUUGAAACAAUGAUGUUAAAUCUAGUCAGAUAUGUUCGUGUGCUUGGGAAUAUGGUCCAUGCAAUUCAAAUAAAAACAAAACUGUGUCAGUUAGUCGAGGUAAUGAUGGCAAGGAGAGAUGACCUCUCAUUUUGUCAAGAGAUGAAAUUUAGGAAUAAGAUGGUAGAAUACCUGACAGACUGGGUAAUGGGAACAUCAAACCAAGCAGCAGAUGAUGAUGUAAAAUGUCUUACAAGAGACUUGGACCAGGCGAGCAUGGAAGCGGUAGUUUCACUCCUGGCUGGUCUUCCACUGCAGCCGGAGGAAGGAGAUGGUGUGGAAUUGAUGGAAGCCAAAUCACAGUUAUUUCUUAAGUAUUUCACAUUGUUCAUGAACCUUUUGAAUGACUGUAGUGAAGUUGAAGAUGAAAAUGCACAAACAGGUGGCAGGAAACGUGGCAUGUCUCGGAGGCUGGCGUCACUGAGGCACUGUACGGUCCUCGCCAUGUCAAACUUACUCAAUGCUAAUGUGGACAGUGGCCUCAUGCACUCCAUAGGUUUAGGUUAUCAUAAAGAUCUUCAGACAAGAGCUACAUUUAUGGAAGUUCUGACAAAAAUCCUCCAGCAAGGCACAGAAUUUGACACACUUGCAGAAACGGUGCUGGCCGACCGGUUUGAGAGGCUGGUAGAAUUGGUCACGAUGAUGGGAGACCAGGGAGAGCUCCCGAUAGCCAUGGCGCUGGCCAACGUGGUCCCGUGUUCUCAGUGGGAUGAACUAGCUCGAGUUCUAGUGACUCUAUUUGAUUCUCGGCAUUUACUCUACCAACUGCUCUGGAACAUGUUUUCUAAGGAAGUAGAAUUGGCAGACUCCAUGCAGACUCUUUUCCGAGGAAACAGCUUAGCCAGUAAAAUAAUGACCUUCUGUUUCAAGGUAUAUGGUGCUACCUACCUACAAAAACUCCUGGAUCCGUUAUUACGAAUUGUGAUCACAUCCACUGAUUGGCAGCAUGUUAGCUUUGAAGUGGAUCCUACCAGGUUAGAGCAGUCAGAGAGCCUUGAGGAAAACCAACGGAACCUUCUUCAGAUGACUGAAAAGUUCUUCCAUGCCAUCAUCAGUUCCUCCUCAGAAUUUCCCCCUCAGCUUAGAAGUGUGUGCCACUGUUUAUACCAGGCAACUUGCCACUCCCUACUGAAUAAAGCUACAGUAAAAGAAAAAAAGGAAAACAAAAAAUCAGUGGUUAGCCAGCGAUUCCCUCAGAACAGCAUCGGUGCAGUGGGAAGUGCCAUGUUCCUCAGAUUUAUCAAUCCUGCCAUUGUCUCACCAUAUGAAGCAGGGAUUUUAGAUAAAAAGCCACCACCUAGAAUCGAAAGGGGCUUGAAGUUAAUGUCAAAGAUACUUCAGAGUAUUGCCAAUCAUGUUCUUUUCACAAAAGAAGAGCAUAUGCGGCCUUUUAAUGAUUUUGUGAAAAGCAACUUUGAUGCAGCACGGAGGUAG
This is a messenger RNA of Leptonychotes weddellii (Weddell seal), 4822 nucleotides long. NCBI's taxonomy places the organism in Eukaryota, Metazoa, Chordata, Mammalia, Carnivora, Phocidae. The record is from RefSeq and is a predicted model, not a curated record.